Messenger RNA from Prunus mume (Japanese apricot), 597 nucleotides. The record is from RefSeq and is a predicted model, not a curated record. Lineage: Eukaryota; Viridiplantae; Streptophyta; Magnoliopsida; Rosales; Rosaceae.
AUGCCUGGCAUCGACCCGAAAAUCAUCUGUCACCGACUCCACGUCAACCCUGCUUGCAAGCCAGUGGCCCAGAAGAGACGCAACUUCGCACUCGAGCGAGUUGCUAUCAUCGAAGCCGAGAUUGACAAACUCCUAGCUGCUGGCUUCAUUGAAGAGGUCUCCUACUCAGAGUGGCUUGCCAACGUUGUUCUAGUGGCAAAACAAGAGAAGGGCAAGUGGAGAGUCUGCAUCGAUUACACCGCUCUCAACAAAGCAUGCCCAAAAGACAACUUCCCAUUGCCGAGAAUCGACCAACUCGUGGAUUCCACUUCUGGCAAUCAGCUGCUUAGCUUCAUGGAUGCCUACUCCAGCUAUAACCAAAUCUUGAUGCACACGGAUGAUAAGACGAAAACUUUUUUCAUCAUCGAGAGAGGGACCUACUGCUAUAAGGUCAUGCCUUUUAGGCUAAAGAAGGCCGGAGCAACCUACCAAAGGCUGGUGAAUAAAAUCUUCAAGGAGCAAAUAGGAAAAACUAUGGAGGUAUAUGUGGACGACAUGCUAGUCAAGGCCCCAAAAACCUCACUGAGGCAUUCAGCUUGCUCCGCCAGUAUCACAUGA